CACACAAAUCCUAGCAGCAUCUAGUCCCGCCCUUCCGUUAUGACUAUUUGUCCUAACGCGUUCGCUGAAGGCUGAUUGGAUGACAGGAGCGGUCUGUCAAUGUGGCUGGUUGAGCAGGAGAGUAGGCUGCAGAGUUACUGACCUACUAACACAUAUCUUUCUAGUGCAGCCAGACAGAAGCCGGGAGAGCGACGGAAGGUUCUAAAUUAGGAAAAACAGGCGAGGAUCUUGCAGUUACAGUCCGACCCCCCACCGCUGCAACUUCUCCAUGGCUGGAUAUCAGGCACUGUGUCUAAUACCUUCUACAAUUAAGGAUUUGUCUUGUUGAAAUUGUUUCACUUAGAUUAUAGAAAUGGAAAUGUGAGUUUGGUAACAGAUGCUGGAUCUCAGCAUACUAAGUGAAACAGAAUGAGAGUGGAUGAACACUGGCUUCAUUAUACAGGUUGCUGUCAUCUGAAAACAAUUACUAACUAAGUACCAUUUAAAGAACAUCUGUCAGUUAUAAAAAACUUUUUUGAAUCAACAGAAAUGCAGACUUUAAAGAAAGAACAGUUGCCAAGCGGAAAACCAUGUUUAGAUGGUCAAAAGGUGGUUUUACUUGCUCCAGAUUUUCAAGAUGUCUCAGAAACACAGGAUGAAAAUUUGUUCACCCCAGAGUUAAGCAGCUCAAAAUCCAAAAAUGCAAACUGCAGGAGAAAGCGAGAAUUCAUACCGGAUGAAAAGAAGGAUGCAGUUUACUGGGAAAAAAGAAGGAAAAAUAAUGAAGCAGCUAAAAGAUCUCGGGAGAAACGCCGACUAAAUGACAUGGUAUUAGAAAACAAAUUAGUUGCAUUAGGUGAAGAGAAUACUACAUUGAAAACAGAACUGCUUUCGUUAAAACUUAAGUUUGGCCUUAUAAGCUCUACAGCUUAUGCACAAGAGGUACAGAAAUUAAGUAAUGCUUCUGCUUUGUACUUUCAGGAUUUUCCUGCCUCCUGUACAAACAUAAACUCAUUUUCUCUUGAUCCGGACCAGUCUGCAGUAGGCAACAGUUGUAUAUCCGUCAUUAAGCACUCACCACGGAGUUCUUUAUCUGACGCGUCAGAUGUGUCAUCUAAUUCUGCGGAGAGCCCUUUCCAAGCAAAUUGCAGCACUGUUGAAAAUAAUUUCAAAUUUAUAAAAGAAGAACCUAUUGAAAUUAUAAACUAUGCAAAAGGGUCACAGGAAGACACUAGUCAUUUUGUGGCAGGUGUGUUUAAAAACUACAUUGGGAACUCCUUUAGCACUUUUACCCAUUCUCCUCCCACAUUACAAAUGAACAGAUCUUCAAGUAAUUCCCCCAGGACUUCUGAAACCGAUGAUUGUGUUGUCGGCAAAACGUCUGAUGCGGAGGAUGAGCAGCAAGUUCCUAAAGGUCCUAUUCAUUCUCCUGCAGAAGUCAAGAAUAUCCAUGCAAAUAUCAAGGUUCCAGAAGGGAACUCUGCAUUGCCUCACAAACUCCGAAUUAAAGCAAAUGCUAUCAAAAUAAAAACAGAGUCAAUUGAUCAUGAUCCUGACCUCUCAGAUAAACCAGCUCUCCCCAUUGAUAUGUCAGCCAAGAGACAUCAGCUUGAGAACUGCAGCAAAAGAAAUCAUGUCCAUCAUUCUGUGACUCCAUUAUCUGUUCAAGUAACUAAUAUCCAUGCAUGGACUAAUGAGAUGAGUCAGUGGCAUCAGAAGGACCUUGACGAGAAAGUUCAGAGCAGUUACAGCAGUAAAGCUGUCAUUAGGGACAAUAUCUGCAAUACUUCAGAGGCAGAGAACUUGUAUUUAAAGCAGGGCAUUGCAAAUCUGUCUGCAGAAGUUGCUUCUCUUAAAAGACUUAUAAGCAAACAUCAGAUGAGUUGUUUUGAUGCCAACAAAAAUACUACUGAGAAAGACUUGCAAAUUGUGGAAUGUGAUUUGAAGUAAUGUUUUGCAUAGUGUUUGAUUCUCACUGGACUUGUACAGUCAUUUCACUGUAACACUUGUAUUGUGUCUUGAUGUGUUUUUUUGUGCAUAAGUAAUAAUAAGGAUGUUAGGCUUUGUUGCAGUUAUCCUGCAUUCUGUAGUGUUCAUGGCCUGACAGGGCUGUAUUAUGUAAAAUAUGUUCCAUUUCUUGUACAAAUUGUGUAAGUUUCCAGUUUCAAUAAAUUGUCGUCAUUGAGUCUUA
This is a messenger RNA of Protopterus annectens (West African lungfish), 2170 nucleotides long. RefSeq names its product nuclear factor, interleukin 3 regulated (gene NFIL3). Gene Ontology annotation, molecular function: DNA binding; DNA-binding transcription factor activity. The transcript is spliced from 2 exons. The coding region runs from base 529 to 1929 and encodes 466 amino acids. Gene Ontology annotation, biological process: circadian rhythm; regulation of DNA-templated transcription; DNA-templated transcription. The record is from RefSeq and is a predicted model, not a curated record. NCBI's taxonomy places the organism in Eukaryota, Metazoa, Chordata, Ceratodontiformes, Protopteridae. Gene Ontology annotation, cellular component: nucleus.